AUGCUGCCUGGCGAUUGUUGCGGUCUUGGAUACAAACAUGCAUCUCCUGAAGAUGGCUACAAAAUCUUGAGGUUUCACACGGGAAACGGGGGAAUGUAUAAACCACGCGCUGAGAUUUACGAUUUAAAGUAUAAGACAUGGACACGUCUUGAUUUUUCUUGGGAUUGGUACGUGUUUAAGCCUUAUAGAGGUGUGUCAUUGAAUGGGAAUGUGUAUUGGAUUGCUGCAUGGAACCAUGUUUCCAAGGUUUUCAUCCAAAGUUUCGAUUUUUCUGUGGAGAAAUUCGAACCCUUAUGCUCCUUGCCCUCCACGUGUGUUGGAUCUACUUUUAUGGCCUUGUCGGAUUUUAGAAGAGAUAAGCCUUCUUUGUUACAAGAGCGCGAAGAAACUUUCGACAUAUGGGUCACAAGCAAGAUCAAGAAAGGGGUUGUUAUCUCGUGGACCAAGCUGUUUAGUGUGCCGAGACCUAAUCUCCCGGUAUUGCAUGCCAGUUCCAGGCACCAUGUUAUAAUUAGUCCUCCGGUCUACUUCGUUGACAAGAAUAAUAGGAUUGUUGUUUGCUCUGAAGAACAAGAUAUGAACUAUGUUUGUGCGAAAGUAUACGUUAUUGGAUUUGAAAAAUCGAUUGGGUUAAAAAAUUAUCGUAAUGGUGGAAUUCGCUGGCCUUCUAUCUCUGGCUAUGCGCACCUUCCAAGUCUUGUUCCGGUUUCUUAG
Messenger RNA from Thlaspi arvense, 714 nucleotides. Lineage: Eukaryota; Viridiplantae; Streptophyta; Magnoliopsida; Brassicales; Brassicaceae. The record is from the annotation of a GenBank genome assembly.